AAAACAUCUUUGUUCUGGUCAUGUCGUAACACUGAGACGUCGUAUAAAAAUACACUGUUUUGACCACUGUGCUCUUAUAAAAGUUAAGGUUUCCAUACAAGACGGCAAAAUGUUCGUGAAGUCAGCCCCUCCUCGGCCCCCCUCUCGGAAAUAAACCCAGUUCUGCCACAAAUUUACUCUAUAUUUGGUGUUGGUCUGAUGUCUAUGCUGGAGCGUAAAGGAAGAGGAGGAGGAGGAGAAGGGUACAGCAAGCACAAACCGCCGGUGGACCAGAGAAGAGCGAUAAACGCCUGUAUCAACUGACCCGAGAUGGAGAAAACUUCAUCCAAACUCUCAAGCUUAUGGAUUUAUUGCGUGAUUGUAUUCCUAUCUGAUGCUGGACUAGGCUCCAACAUCUGCACUUCUCGAGGAGCCAGCACAUGUCAGCAGUGCCUGGCAGUGCAUCCUACCUGUGCCUGGUGCUUUCAAGAGGACUUUGGACAAGAUGUGCCUGGCUCCUCCCGAUGUGACCUGAAGAAGAACCUCAUAGAUGCAGGAUGCAAGAGAGGAGCUCUGGAGUAUCCCACCAGCAAAAAGAAUGUGACAGAGAACAAGGAUCUCAGUGACAAGGCCUCGGGAUCCACCACCGACGUCACCCAGAUCAAGCCUCAGAGAAUAAGCAUCUCUCUGAGACCUGAUGAUUCCCAGGUCUUCACGCUGAAAGUCCGUCAGGUUGAGGACUACCCAGUGGACUUGUAUUAUCUGAUGGACCUGUCCUACUCCAUGAAUGACGACCUGUCUCAGUUGCGGCGGCUGGGGCGAGGCCUGGCUGAAGAGAUGAGUAAAACCACCAGUAAUCUGCGCAUGGGCUUUGGGGCUUUCGUGGAUAAACCUGUGUCACCGUACAUGUACAUCUCCCCUCAAGAGGCCGUGCUAAAUCCCUGUUACUCAAUCCCCUACAAAUGCCAGCCUCAGUUUGGCUACAGACAUGUUCUGUCUCUGACGGAGGAGGUGGGCCGCUUUACAGAGGAAGUGAAGAAACAGAAGGUGUCUCGGAACAGGGACGCCCCAGAGGGAGGCUUUGACGCCAUCAUACAGGCAGCCGUGUGCAAGGAGAAAAUUGGAUGGAGACCAGGUGCAUCUCAUUUACUGGUUUUCACCACAGAUGCCAAGACACAUGUGGCACUGGAUGGGCGCCUGGCGGGAAUUGUGCGGCCCAAUGACGGCCAAUGCUAUGUGGGAACAGAUAACAUCUACAAUAUGUCUACAACUAUGGACUACCCAUCACUGGCAUUAAUCACAGAGAAAAUGUCAGAAAACAAUAUAAAUCUCAUCUUUGCUGUGACUAGCCAUGUGGAAUCACUUUAUAAGAACUACAGUGAGCUGAUCCCUGGCACUGCAGUGGGAACGCUGUCCGAGGAUUCUCAUAAUGUCAUCCAGCUGAUCCAGGAUGCAUAUGCUAAACUGCGCUCUAAGGUUGAGCUGGAGCUCUUGAAUGUCCCUGAAGAGCUCAGUCUGACAUUUAAUGCUACAUGUCUCAAUGGAGAGGUCAUCCCUGGACUAAGAUCCUGCUCUGGCCUCAAAAGAGGAGAUACCGUGUCCUUUAGCGUAGAAGCUCGGGCCAGGGGCUGUCCCAAGGAAAAGCGCAAGACCUUUACCAUCAAACCAGUGGGCUUUAAAGACACUUUGCAGAUCACAGUCAACUUUGAGUGUGAGUGUAAAUGCCAAGCUAAGGCAGAGCCUGACAGUCCCAUCUGUCACCACGGCAAUGGCACCUAUGAGUGUGGAAUCUGCCUGUGUAACCCAGGACGACUGGGUCCCAGGUGUGAGUGUGCCGAAGGGGACUACAGCCCCACCGAACAGGAUGCCUGCACCGGGCCGAACAAAGUGAUCUGCAGCGGCCGUGGAGACUGCGUGUGCGGCCAAUGCGUGUGCCACAAUAAUGAUUUCGGCAAGGUGUGGGGGAAGAGGUGUGAGUGUGACGAUUUCAGCUGCUUGCGGUACAAAGGAGAGCUCUGCUCAGGUCAUGGCACUUGUUCCUGUGGUUUUUGCCAGUGUGAUCCAGACUGGAAGGGGGAGAACUGCAAUUGUUCUACUCGUACAGACACCUGUAUGUCCAGCUUGGGACUGCUGUGCAGCGGUCGUGGUCAGUGUGUGUGUGGGAGCUGUGAGUGCACUCAGCCUGGGGCCUACGGCUCCACCUGCGACAAAUGCCCCACCUGCCCUGACGCCUGCACCCUGAAGAAGGACUGUGUAGAGUGUAAGCACUUUAAGAGGGGGAAACUCUUCGAUGAUGAAACCUGCACUCGAAUCUGCAGAGAUGAAAUCAAACUGGUGGAUGAUCUCGUGUUCCAUGAUAAGAAUGCAGUAAAUUGCACCUAUAAGGAUGAGGAUGACUGCGUGCAAAGGUUUCAGUACUAUGAGGAUAACAGUGGCAAAUCCAUCUUGUCUUUGGUCAAAGAGCCAGACUGCCCUAAAGGCCCUGAUAUCUUGGUGGUGCUUCUGUCAGUAGCUGGUGCCAUAUUGUUCUUGGGUCUGGCCGCCCUGCUUAUCUGGAAACUGCUUAUCACCAUCCAUGAUCGCCGUGAAUUUGCUAAGUUCGAGGAGGAGCGGGCACGUGCAAAGUGGGAAACGGGCCACAACCCCCUCUACAAAGGUGCCACUUCAACAUUCACAAACAUCACAUAUCGAGGCAAGGACUGACCGCAGAGAGCAGAGGAAGAACUGGACAGCGUUCAUAAAUUUAUAGGGUUUAAAAGUGUUUCCUUCAAGGUUUCUUUUUUUUUAUUACGCAAAUUGAACAUGAACAGGAAAGGAUUGUACAUAUUUUGUUGUUGUACAUAUGUAAAGUCAAAAAUGGCACCUCUGUGGAAGUCUUUCUGUUUGUCACUGGAUGAAUGAUAAUCUUUACAUUUGCUUCUUACAUGACUAUAUUUGUCAGCACAGUGACUGGAGAGAUCGACACACGGCAAGACAUUUCCUUCCUCUCCCUGAUCCUUCACUCUGUGUAGUGGCAGAUAUGAAUGAUAAAAAGCCUGAGCAAUCUUUCCAACUACUGAUGGCCUGUGGUAACACUGAGUCCCUCAUUGUGAACAUAAAAUAUUCUAAAUAUAAGCUGUUCUUUUUGCUGUGGUUAUAGCUGUAUUAAUAUUAUGCAUCUUCAAUAUCCUAGAGGUAGCUUUAUCACACUGGCCUUUAGUACACAGUUUUGGUAGGAUUCACAAAUCCAAGUAAUGUAUACAAAUUUGCAGACGUUUUCUGUCUCCAGCAUUCACCAAAAAUAGACACAGUGUAAUUAUUUGUCUUGCAGAAUGACCUUAAAGGUCAAAAAGUACCUCACAGCUCAAGUGCAAACAAUUGUAACAUUGCUUUCUAUUGGGAAAUAUAUGAAAUCAUGGAAUUUGUUCUUUUUUAGUGCUGUCAGACACGUCACAUUACAUAUGACAUAUGUUAUGUGUUAAUUAAAUAGUUAGACAGAAAUGAAAAAAAAAAAAAAGAAGUUUUAAAUGUUUUUGUUUGUUUGUUUUUGGAAAAAUAUAAUACAUUUAAUGUGAUACUUAAGUGCAAUGUCAUUACCUAUCCUAAUAUCUAGUGAUGCCACACACUUAAAUCUUAAUAUCAAUAAAAAAAAAAAAAAUUAAACAUGAUAUGUAUCAAUGUUUUUUUUUUAAAUGUAUAAUUAAUAUUAUUUUAAUUAAUAUUAAUUAAUAGUAUUUUAAUAAUGACUAAUCUUUGCUGUGCGAAGGCAUGUUCUUAUUCUGUAGAUAUGACUAUAUGUAUUGACCUACAGCACCACCUACUGGACUGAUAUUACAACUACAACUCUUCUUUAUCAAGACACUGUGAGAUAUUUAUAUAAGUUUUUUAGGUUUUACGUGGUGCAGCAGAUAAUUUACUAUAGAAAAUGUACAUUUACUGUAUAUCCUCAAAAUGUUUUGAAAGGACAUUUUCUGAAAUCUGAUUCGCUCAAGUGUAAAAGCAUCCAUGUUAUUAUUAUAUUGCCAUUAUGUUAAAUGUAUGCAAAGUGGGACAGCUAGUAAACCCGAAACACUUUGUCACACCAGAUAUCAUAAAAUGGGUCAUCACUGCUAAUGUUAAUCAUCUAUAAUUAUGUGUUCUGUUAGGCCAUACUAAAACCAUUAAAGGAUUAGUUCACCCAAAAAUGAAAA
Megalobrama amblycephala (Wuchang bream) is the source of this 4148-nucleotide messenger RNA. It is a transcript of the gene itgb3b, whose product is annotated as integrin beta 3b. NCBI's taxonomy places the organism in Eukaryota, Metazoa, Chordata, Actinopteri, Cypriniformes, Xenocyprididae. The coding region runs from base 310 to 2682 and encodes 790 amino acids. The record is from RefSeq and is a predicted model, not a curated record. Gene Ontology annotation, cellular component: integrin complex; cell surface; focal adhesion. Gene Ontology annotation, biological process: integrin-mediated signaling pathway; cell-matrix adhesion; cell adhesion mediated by integrin. The transcript has 15 exons. Gene Ontology annotation, molecular function: fibronectin binding; fibrinogen binding; integrin binding.